AUGUCCUUCACAUUCCUCCCUCUGCGCAGCAGUUCAGCUGCUCCUGCCCUUCCUCCCUCCACCCCAGCCACACGGGCCUCUUUCAGGGCUUUCAGCACACCUUGUUCUGCCUGUCAUCCAGCUUUGGCCUGGGCUGUCCCAUCUACUGUUCCCUCACACUUCACCUGGCUCAUGCUGGUUCAUCUUGCAGGACUCAAAUUACAUGUCAUUUUCCCCGGGAAAUCUCCCCUCGUCAUUUUUGGGGACCUCUCACCAUUCAUCACACUAUAUUGUAACUGUCCAUCUAGAGUUCUGUCUCCCCAGUACCUGGGAGCCACUGGAAGACUGACGGGCUCUAGCCCACUCUUGUAUUCCCAGCACCUGUGCCUGGCACACAGUAAGUGCUUAAUGUUUGUUGCUUAG
Molecule: messenger RNA, 402 nt
Organism: Rangifer tarandus platyrhynchus (Svalbard reindeer)
Lineage: Eukaryota; Metazoa; Chordata; Mammalia; Artiodactyla; Cervidae
Source: the annotation of a GenBank genome assembly